Molecule: messenger RNA, 3137 nt
Organism: Acanthaster planci (crown-of-thorns starfish)
Lineage: Eukaryota; Metazoa; Echinodermata; Asteroidea; Valvatida; Acanthasteridae
Product: complex I assembly factor TIMMDC1, mitochondrial-like
Biological process (GO): mitochondrial respiratory chain complex I assembly
Cellular component (GO): mitochondrion
Source: RefSeq, a predicted model, not a curated record
AGCCGGCGGCCCGGGCAAUUAAGGCUAGUGCCUGCAUAAAACGCAUGGCAUAGCCAGCUUACACAAGCCAGGGACUGAGAAGAUACACUCACGUAAAUGCAGGGCAUCUACCUUUUAGUAGUUCGCAUCGUCACUUGUAGCAAGUACUGUAAUAAAAGUUGAAUUUGAUGCACCAAUGGAAGGUGACAGUGGCGCAACAACCAUUGCCAAAGCAACAUUUGAUGGGAAUGAUCUCGAAAAAAAGGAAACUGGAUGGGACCGCGUCAAACAGGCAUUUGUAGCUGACCAGGAAAAUAAGGAUAUCCCGCGGGAGUUGUACGAAAUGAUCCUGAUGGCGACGAUGGGCAUGCUGAUGGGGUAUGCCUACGGCGGAGUCCCAGCUUCCAGACAUGCCAGAGAACGCUACAUACAGAAGAGCGGGGCAGCGAUAUACAGCAGUCGUCUGGAAGCUACGGGUGCUUCUUACAAUGCAGGAAUGCGAGGCUUCAUACGUUAUGGGUAUCGCUGGGGCUGGCGGACGGCAUUGUUGGCAGCUGGCUUCCAUGGCAUCAGCACAUUCAUGGCAGUGUACAGAGACAAGGUAGACAUGACAAAUUACGUCAGUGCAGCAGUGGUAACAGGUUCACUGUACAGAGUCAACCUUGGUCUGAGGGGUUUAGUCGGGGGGGCAUUUGUCGGUGCCGUCGUCGGUAUUCCAGCUGGCCUUAUCUUAAUUGGAGUGCAGAAACUGCAAGGAGAGACUAUGUUGGAGAAGAAUAAACGAGACCGUCGGGAAAAAGCAAUUGCCAGAGAAAAAGAGUUGGAAUUAAGGAGGCAAACAACGCCUCUGCUGCUUGACUACAUGGAGAAGAAUAUGAAACAGAGCAGCAAGCCGGAGAACAGUGAGGCUGCUUCAAGUUGAUGAAAUGCUCACGUUUGACCCUGGCCCUUUCACCUAACCACUUAAAUAUGAGUAUUCUUCAAGCUGUAGCCACCUGCCAGUGGUGGGCCACUGGUGGGCCAGUGUGUGCAUUGUGUGUGCCGUGGACCACGCGCAGGAGCAAUAGGUGAUACCUUUUGAUGACCCAUAAGAGUUCCUGUGUGGGGCACUCACCACGUGUGCAUGCGACAUGGAGUUCAUGGGACUUUUUCAUUGGAAUGUGCACAACUUUUGCAUCAUUGGGUGGGUACCAGAGCGUGGUAGCAAUGGCACACAAGUGAUUGUCGUCUGUUUGUCACCGUGUAGGGAACGGCAGAGAUUCACUCGUGGAGUCCAUACACAGAGCUAGAGGCCUACGUCAUUGCUGAGGGACCUUAUCAGUGACUGGCAACAUUGGCUCAAAAGGAGAAUUGUCUUCCAAGGUGACAGGUUAUCAAAGUGCUGCCGUCAAACUGCUGCCCUAACCUCGUGUACAAAAUGGAUGGAAAUAGAUUGAUAUGAAAAUGGUAACCGGACAAGACAUAUUAUUUCACAUGUACACAGUGCUUUUCCCUGCUCUCUCCACCUUGAUGAGCAGGAGCACUCCCUCAUCGGUUGGAAAGAGCCACAACGGUGGGGAAUUUUGUUGGUAGUGACACGCAUGCAACACAUACAUCUUGUAGUCAUUCAUGAACCAUUGAAGUGGAACUUUCCUACCAAAGGAGCCUCGAGUGCCAGGAAAAUUGCGCCCUCUCUUGGUCCCGCUCGGGUCCCAUUAGGCAGCAUCACAGCUUUAAUGAUUUGAAUGCUAUACUGUGAGAACUGAACAGUGUCACAGUUCAUCAGACCGGCUUUUGAUUUUAAGAUUACUCUUUUAAACUGGAAAGUACAAUACAAAGUAAAAAUCUGCAUUUCAUCAGUUUGCGUAUUAUGUUCUUUAUUUAACUGUGACUGAUUGCCUGUGGAUGUGUAGAAAAGUCAACAUGACCAAAAAUGUAUUUUUCCAAGGCAAAAUUACUAAAAAGGGACUGUAUACUUCAGUCAAGUGAAGGAAUAUAUAAAAUGCAGGGAAGUCGUGUAAGGAAGAAAGAAUCUAAAUUUAUCCAUUCCACAUGCUUAGUAUAAAAAUGUGGAAUUAAAUGAUGUACAAGAAACUGAUGGUUGCCGUGGAUUCAGAGUUACAAGAGUUACGUUUUUACCAACUUACAUUAAACUGUACUGAAGAUUAGAUCUUCAUCCUCUCUGUGCUUAACUUUUAGAGGAGUUAUUUCACAUUUUAGUGCAAUUUCACCCACCCCCCUGCCACCAGAGGACUGGAGCCAAUGCAGAAAGUCAAGCUGAGGGAAACCUAUUUAAAACUUGUCGUCUAUCCACAGUUCAACGGGACAAGUGACUGGGCCUGUGUGCCUUUUUCACCCACAUGACUGGAUUGCGCUAAAUGUAAACAAUACCACCACAUGUGGACCGCCUUGGCCACGGUGAUCGCAUAUAUUCCUACGGGCAGCUUCAACCACGUACAAGGGCAUGCGCAAACGCUGUAUGUUUGACUAAUUUGUCUUGAAUAAGUAGAUUACCACCACAACACAUGGCAGUUCGGCAUGGUUGUGACAUCACAGGAAAAAGGUCUAUAGCUUAUCCCAGAUUAGACACUGACUUGGCUUAGAGGUCAGAUGCAAGAUUCUCCACUUAUCUGUUAUGUCCUUUGACACCAUACCUUCUGUAUCUCGUGAUGAAGUACAGGGCAAGUGUUCUGGGUCAUCCAUGGGCUAAUCAAGUGUACCUUCGUACUACUGAUACACCUAUAAUGCCUUUAUGAUGUUUCUUAUACAACGGUGUAUCAUGAACCGUUUUUUUGGGGGGGAGGUGGCAGGGGACAGUUUUUUUCUAUAGAUGCAAAAACUAGGGAUUUCUUUAUGUAACCUUGGCAACGUGCGAGGCAACAUUCUUGGGCUUUCUUUAUGCUUUGGGGAAAAAGGGAAAUGAAGUAGUCCCAAAACUGUAUCGUUCUUCGCAUAAAAAUGAACCCGGGAGUAUGAUGACCCCUAUUCCCCCCUUCCAAAUAAACCUGUGUACUGACCUAGGGGCUGCUUCCUAGGUUGAGCACACUCGGGAUCCAUUUAAGCACUGAUGGCAUGUAAGAAAAGUUUAAAUCUUCCAUUUUUGGUGAAUUUGCAAAAUUUCUUUCAAAAUUCCUGUGCAAAUGCUUGGAUUCAAUAAAACCAAUACAGAAAGGCUUGUG